GAGAAAGAGAGACACAGACACACACAAGAAGAAAAAAGCCUGACUGAGUGCACAAUAUCCAGCAGCUCAUAGCUUCGGCCUUUCGAGGUCGUUAUGGCAGCUCCAGCUCCACUCACCGUGUAGUAAGAGAGUAAGCCAGCGUUAUAGUCCAACACGAACCAGCGGUACUGCCAUCCUUUCAUGACGUUGGUCCAUUUGCUGAGCGGUCCUUCCAUGAUGGACGCCAUCUUCAGGGAAUGCAAACAAACCCAGCGCUACGUCAGCGCUGGUUGCUCAUUGGAAAAAGAUCUGGGCUUGGGGGAGGAGACUGGGAAUUUAAUAUGGCUUGUUUUUUUUAAAAAAUGGGGCCAGGUUUACACCCUCAUCAGUUUAUACACUUUUUUUUAUUUUAACGAAUCUCACUGUAGGAUUAACCCCAUCACUCACGUUUUAACCUCUAGACUGUUAACAAACUCAACAAAGCUUCCGUGGAGAGAGCAGAGCUCAUUUGGGCGCUAUUUCAACGCAUUCAAACUCCAUCCACUUAAAAGCUGGAGCCUAUUUAUAAUGUUUCAGGUCGACGUUUCGGAACUAAUUAAGGUUGCAGGCCUGAAAAAAAUGUUCCCAGAUUUUUGGGGUUUAUUGCAAAUUUCCAGCACUGCAGAUUUUUUCCACAAAACUUCCGUCUCCCAGAGGACUAAAUUUUCUGUUUUAUAUCUUCUACAUCAGUCCUGCAGUGAAACAAACAAAUAUUAACUGCUCAACUACCAGGAGUCGGUAAUUUAAAAAUCUGAAUUGCCACAUCAGACCCCUGAAACAAUAACAUUUUUUUAAAAAACGUUAUCUGUGCUCACUUAAGGUUGCUGACAACUCUGGAAGCAAGAAUUGUGCUUCAGGAUUACAGAUUGACGAAUGUUAUAGAUCAUCAAGAAAAGAUUAACAUUCCAAUGUCCUUCUCAGCCUUUUGGCUAAAAUCAAGUGUACUUACCUGGCAGGAGAGACACCAUGAUGAUGGUCGCUUCUACAUAUGUAUGCUUGGGAAAACAGAUGGGUAGAAUCAAAACACAGGUCUGACUAUGGUAAAUUCAUACUCCAUACUGGAAAAUUUUAUGGUGAUUCUGAGAAGGACAAAGGAAUCCAGACAAGUCAGGAUGCCAAGUUCUAUGCAAGGUCAAUUAAAUUUGAACAAUUCAACAAUGAAGGACAAACAUUAGUCAUACAAUACACUGUAAAACAUGAACAAAGUAUUGACUGUGGUGGUGGAUACAUUAAGCUCUUUCCUGCUAAUCUGAACCAGGAAGACAUGUCUGGAAAUUCUCCUUAUUAUGUAAUGUUUGGUCCUGAUAUUUGCGGACCAGAAACUAAAAAGGUUCAUGUGAUCUUCAACUACAAAGGAAAAUACCAUUUGAUUAAAAAAGAUAUUAGAUGCAAGGACGAUGAAUACACACAUCUCUACACCCUAAUAGUUCAUUCUGAUAACACUUAUGAAGUGAAGAUUGAUAACAAAAAAGUUGAAUCUGGGACUCUGGAGGAUGACUGGGACCUACUGCCUCCUAAAACAAUGAAGGACCCAAAUGCUAAGAAACCUGAAGACUGGGAUGAUCGGGAGAAGGUUAAUGACCCUGAUGAUGUGAAACCAGAAGCCUGGGAAAAGGCAAAAACCAUUCCAGAUCCUGAUGCCAAGAAAUCUGAUGACUGGAAUGAUGUGAUGAAUGGUGAAUGGGAGCCUCCUAUGAUUCAGAAUCCAGAAUAUAAGGGUGAAUGGAAAUCUCAACAGAUUAACAAUCCUAACUUCAAAGGAAAUUGGGUCCAUCCAGAAAUUGAUAAUCCCGAAUACACAUUAGAUGCCAACAUGUACCAAUAUAAUAAUAUCGGUGUUCUUGGCCUUGAUCUGUGGCAGGUGAAAUCUGGAACAAUCUUUGACAAUUUCCUUAUUACAAAUGAUGUAAAAUAUGCUGAGGAAUUUGGCAAUCAAACAUGGGGAAUAACUAAGGUUGGUGAGAAGAAAAUGAGAGAAAAACAGGGAAAAGAAAAGAAGGAACAAAAGGAGGAAAGAACGGAUAAGGAAGGGGGAGAAGAAAAAGAGGAAAAACAAGAAGAUGGGGCAAUGGAUACACAUAAAUAUGAAUUGUAAACCUCUAAAACAUGUUGAAUGUUCAGCUAGACAAUUUGUCUACUUUUAGAAUGUUCAUCCUGUUCCAAAAGGAUAUCUCCAACAAUUGCACUGUUGUACCUUCAUAAACAACUGUGUCUUAAAGGUGAAAGGGUAUCAUUAUUUUCUCAAUAUAUAUUGCACUAUAAUAUUGGUGGGAAUUUGCAGCAAAUGCAAGAGCAUAAGGUAUGAAAAUUCAUUAAUGUACAGUGUUAAAUAUCACAGUUUUGGUUUAGGAUGUAAUUUAGUAUUAACUUGUGGUUAUUGGACUGAUAUUCAGAAG
Carcharodon carcharias (great white shark) is the source of this 2414-nucleotide messenger RNA. RefSeq names its product calreticulin (gene calr). Gene Ontology annotation, molecular function: calcium ion binding. The record is from RefSeq and is a predicted model, not a curated record. Gene Ontology annotation, biological process: protein folding. The transcript has 9 exons. NCBI's taxonomy places the organism in Eukaryota, Metazoa, Chordata, Chondrichthyes, Lamniformes, Lamnidae. Gene Ontology annotation, cellular component: endoplasmic reticulum; endoplasmic reticulum membrane. The coding region runs from base 1007 to 2113 and encodes 368 amino acids.